CCCCUCCUCCUCCACUCUCUCAAUGCAUACUAAUGCUGCUAGAGGACCCUCCUCCCUCCCACCCAGAUUUCUCAGGGAUGGGCGGGAGAGGGGACAGAUAGCAUUUUCAGUUCAGUAAGGCAGGCAAUACUUAUAGCCCCAUGUCUUUUCAGUAAGCAAUAUUGAUGAGCCUCUGCAACAUGUCUAACCUGUGUGAGUGGUAUGUACUAGACCAGAGCUAGAGGAAAAGGACAUGUUUUCAUCUGGAUGGGGAGGCUUGUUUUGUUGAAAGAAGAAAGAAGAUGAGCUGGGAGGGGGAAUAACUGGCAACUGCCAUUCCCCCCUUCCACAUAGAGACAAGAAAAAACGGAGGCUACUGGAGUAUUUGUUUUUUUCUUUCGUUCUUUGUUCUUCUUCUUCCUCAUCGCCUUGCUGGGAGGUGCUUUAUCUUUUCAUUUGCUUGCUCUCUCUGUCCUCUGCCUCCUCAUCUAUUUCUCCAUUUACCUGGUCUACAAUUUCUUCUAUUUAUGAACGAGAAAAGGAAGGAAAGAUUUAUUUUUUCCUUUUUUAAAUACCUUAUCCAUUCUCCCUUCCCUUACCAUUCCUAUAACUCCCAAUCUUUCCCCCGUUACCCACACUCCCCCUCCCCCCCAUUUCUCCACUCACUGUCCACCCCAUAACUUUGGCUAGUUUUUGAAUCCACCAGUGUUUCAAUUAUCCAGAUUUCUCCACCAGAAAAGACAAGCUGGUUGAUGACACUUUUGACCUUUUUCAUGUUUUUACCUUUUCCUAUUUUGUACCUCUUCUUCUCCCACAAUCCUUUGCAUCUCUAUUUUGGGGAUUCUUAUUUAUAUUUAUAGUUCACCCUCCCUCAGUCUGAGGCUAUGAGAGGGAGAGAGGAGUCCCAGGCCUCACCAUCAUGCUACUUCUGAGAAGCAGGGAUGACAUUUUGGCUGCCAAUACACAAGGUAUUACAUUCCCACUCCUCGAUUAUGCCUGUCUGUGGCUGCCACAGCCCCUCCCACCCUCAGGAAAGGCGAGCGUCCCCCACGCCCCUGCCCCCCCAGGAGGUGAGACGUCCUCCCCGGCGCCGUGUGGCCCUCUCCUCCCUCUCCCUGUCCCUCCUGGGCCUCCUGAUGUGCCUGUUCCACCUGCCCCCCGCCUGUCACUCUCGCAGAGACAAGAGCGGGGGUGUGGCUCACUACAUCCCCAUGGCCCAGCCCCCCCACCACCAGGUGCUGCCCAAGCUGGUGCAGGGCCUCAGCAUCGCCGUGGUGCUGGUGGGCAACUCUAGCGAGGUGGCGUUGGCGGGCGCCCGGGAGAAGGACGACUUCCUGCACAUGCCACUGGCGCCCAACGUGGAAGUGCUCACCAUGAACGAGACGGACCCAAAGAGCAUCAUCAAGAGCAUCUGUGACCUGAUGACAGAGCACUGGCUACAGGGCGUGGUGUUCGGGGACGACACAGAUCAGGAGGCCAUAGCCCAGAUCCUGGACUUCAUCUCUGCACAGACACACAUCCCCAUCCUGGGGGUCCGCGGUGGCUCCUCCAUGAUCAUGGCUGCCAAGGAUGACAACUCUAUGUUCUUCCAGUUCGGCCCGUCCAUCGAGCAGCAGGCCUCGGUCAUGCUCAACAUCAUGGAGGAGUACGACUGGUACAUCUUCUCCAUCGUCACCACAUACUACCCCGGAUACCUGGACUUUGUCACCAAGAUCCGGAGCACCAUAGAGAACAGCUUUGUGGGCUGGGAGCUGGAGGAGGUUCUGCUGCUGGACAUGUCAGUGGACGAUGGAGACUCUAAGAUCCAGAACCAGCUGAAGAAGCUGCAGAGCCCCGUCAUCCUGCUGUACUGCACUAAGGAGGAGGCCAACACCAUCUUCGAAGUGGCCCACUCCGUAGGGAUCACGGGCUACGGCUACACCUGGAUCGUCCCCUCGCUGGUAGCUGGGGACGCUGAAGUGAUCCCUGCCGAGUUCCCGACAGGUUUAAUCUCUGUGUCGUAUGACGAGUGGGACUACGGCCUGGAGGCUCGCGUGCGCGAUGGGGUGGCUGUCAUCGCCAUGGCAACCUCCACCAUGAUGCUCGACAGGGGGGCACACACCCUGAUGAAGUCUGAGUGCCACGGGGCCACGGACAAGAAGGGGCCCAUUGCUGGGAACCCAAAUGAGGUGCUCAGGUACCUGAUGAACGUGACGUUUGAGGGCCGGAACCUGUCCUUCAGUGAGGACGGCUACCAGAUGCAUCCCAAACUGGUCAUCAUUCUACUGGACAAGAUGAGGCAGUGGGACAAGGUGGGGAAGUGGGAGAACGGCUCCCUGUCCAUGAAGUACCACGUCUGGCCUCGCUUUGAGAUCUACUCAGGGGCAGAGAGCCGGGAGGACGACCACCUUUCCAUCGUUACGCUGGAGGAGGCUCCGUUUGUCAUCGUGGAGGACGUUGACCCCCUCAGUGGCACGUGUAUGAGGAACACUGUGCCCUGCAGGAGACAGCUCCAAACAAUGCUAGCGGGAAAUAAAACCGUCGACUCGGGGAUCUAUAUCAAGCGCUGCUGUAAGGGAUUCUGCAUCGACAUCCUGAAGAAGAUCGCCAAGCACGUGAAGUUCACCUACGACCUCUACCUGGUGACCAAUGGAAAACACGGCAAGAAGAUCAACGGCACCUGGAACGGCAUGGUGGGAGAGGUGGAGACGAAGAAGGCCCACAUGGCUGUGGGCUCCCUCACCAUCAACAAGGAGAGGUCAGAGGUCAUUGACUUCUCGGUUCCCUUCAUCGAGACAGGCAUCAGCGUCAUGGUAUCCCGUAGCAACGGCACCGUCUCGCCCUCUGCCUUCCUCGAGCCCUUCAGUGCUGAUGUGUGGGUGAUGAUGUUCGUGAUGCUGCUGCUGGUUUCGGCGAUUGCUGUGUUUGUGUUUGAGUACCUCAGCCCUGUGGGCUACAACCGCUGUCUGGCCGACGGUAGAGAGCCUGGAGGGCCCUCCUUCACCAUCGGCAAGGCCAUCUGGCUGCUGUGGGGUCUGGUCUUCAACAACUCUGUCCCAGUGCAGAACCCCAAGGGUUGGACCAGUAAGAUCAUGGUGUCGGUGUGGGCCUUCUUCGCUGUCAUCUUCCUGGCCUCCUACACUGCCAACCUGGCAGCCUUCAUGAUCCAGGAGGAGUAUGUGGACCAGGUGUCUGGACUCAGUGACAAGAAGUUUCAGAGACCCAAUGACUUCUCCCCUCCGUUCCGGUUUGGGACGGUCCCUAACGGCAGCACGGAAAGGAACAUCAAGAACAACUACAAGGAGAUGCAUGGCUACAUGAUCAAGUUCCACCAGAAGAAUGUGGAUGAGGCCCUCUAUGGUCUGAAGACUGGGUGAGCAGGGGAAUGGGGUCUUAGACUGGGUGAGGAGGGAGAACAGGGCCUUAGACUGGGUGAGCAGGGGGAAUGGGGUCUUAGACUGGGUGAGCAGGGGGAAUGGGG
Molecule: messenger RNA, 3439 nt
Organism: Oncorhynchus kisutch (coho salmon)
Lineage: Eukaryota; Metazoa; Chordata; Actinopteri; Salmoniformes; Salmonidae
Product: glutamate receptor ionotropic, NMDA 2B
Exons: 14
Coding region: 921-3335 (804 amino acids)
Biological process (GO): monoatomic ion transport
Cellular component (GO): membrane
Molecular function (GO): ligand-gated monoatomic ion channel activity; signaling receptor activity
Source: RefSeq, a predicted model, not a curated record